Molecule: messenger RNA, 948 nt
Organism: Adineta ricciae
Lineage: Eukaryota; Metazoa; Rotifera; Eurotatoria; Adinetida; Adinetidae
Source: the annotation of a GenBank genome assembly
AUGUUCGGCUGCGGAUAUCCAUGUUCAUUACCAAUGUGUUCACCAUCGAUGAUGUGUCCAUAUGAUGUGCCGGUUCCACAACCUUGCCCUUGUCCGUAUCCUGUACCACAGCCAUAUAUUCAAAACAUCUGCCAACCGGUCGAUGUACCAAUUCAAAAUACAAUUCAACCGGUCAUUGUACCAACACCGGUCUGUGUACCUGUGCCUCAACCAGUGCCAGUUGAUCGACCAUGUGCUGUGCCCGUUCCUCAACCUGUACCGGUGCCGAUAGAACAACCUUGUCCAGUACCUGUUCCUGUUCCUGUUCAAGUGCCAGUUCCUCAACCAUAUCCUGUACCUCAACCUGUUGUAGUACGCGAACCAGUAUGCGUACCUGUUCAAGUGCCAGUACCAAUGCCAAUUUAUUCACAAGAAGAAUAUUACUAUCCUGAGCCAUGUUACGAAGAAGAAUAUGAAGAACCAGUAUAUAUCAAACGUCAUCGUCAUCGUCAUCGUCAUCGUCAUCGUCACCCACGACGAAGAUCGUGUGCACCGCCUGCACAACCAAUAAUUGUACAGGUUCCAGUUCCAGAACCACCCGCUAUCGUCGAGCAGCCACUUCAAGUGACGGAAUAUGUUCAAGAUAUUUAUCCACCAGCACAAGUGUAUACCGAUCAGGUUCCUGUGGGUUAUGUUGCACGUAAUUCCGUAGUUCAGCAGCCUGGUGUCAUUCAAAAUCAAGAAAUACUCAAUUGCCAACCAGGAGUUAUUUUACCGCCUGCACCCUACGUACAGCCACAUCAACAGUUAAUACAACAAUUACCUUGUGGACAGGUCGUUCAACGACCCCUAUGUGUAGGAGGCGGAGGUGCUUUACAAACUAUUUUAGCGUCACAACAACCUUGCUCUCCUAUGCCCAAUAGUGGUUGUGUACCAAGUCCUUGUUUUUCCAGUACACAGCUAUGUUGA